GACCCAAGACACCCCUUCCCGGUGCCUCAACUCUCACUCUCCGGCCCCGCCAUUCCACGAGUUGGGAUUGGCCAAUGUCGACGCCAAAGGUCGACGACAGCGCGACAGCGCGAGACGCCGACAUGCGGUAAAAUGGGCCGUGGCCUUGCCCAGCAGAACAUCCCUGUGAGACGAAAUCUGGCAGCCAGCGGGCAGCAGUGGUUGCGACUCGGGAGGCUGGAGAGGAGAUGGAGGCAGAGUUGUUCGACUGUGGCAUCGCACAUGACCUGGGCUGCAAGACGCCGUGCGACAACAAGGACUCAAACGCAAGACAGCCGGAGAAGAACAGAGCUGAAACCUGCCCAACAGGCGUGGCUGGUACCCUGGGGGAACUACUUCGGAUUCAAGAAGCUGCCGGCUGUGAUGCGCGCUGCUCAACCAAAACCAUCGCGUUCGCCGAAACCCUACCUGUUCACCGCUUGACGGCCGCCAUUUCUGCCUCAUUUGCCAUCACUUAUGGACAGUGCUCUCGAAUCCCGAGAGCGGGGGUUGCCCAGGGACAACCGUACCUAAGGCUUCGCAUCUUUCGCUCGCACUCGUCUCCUGGAUGCUACUCCAGACAGCAGUGACCGGCCGCAGCACCUGAUGGCCU
Molecule: messenger RNA, 631 nt
Organism: Thermothielavioides terrestris NRRL 8126
Lineage: Eukaryota; Fungi; Ascomycota; Sordariomycetes; Sordariales; Chaetomiaceae
Exons: 1
Coding region: 133-462 (109 amino acids)
Source: RefSeq, a predicted model, not a curated record